CCACCCCUCCCCCAGCGGGGCAUCCGGGGCGGCGGCCGCGCGGCUGCCUCCGCUUCGGCGGUGCCGGCGCGCCGUGCCGCCGGUUCCCGAGCCCCCCGGGCCGAUCGCCGGGCAUGCGGGCGCUGCUGGUGCUGGGAACCCUCCGGCUCCGGCCUGGCUUUGGACGCGUCGCGUUUCGUGGAGAGGCUGGCCGGCACGCGCAAAAACCACGGAACCGAGUCGAAAACAAACUAACGGAAGCCCAUCGCGCCUCGCGUCGCCCUCUCCCCUCCCUCCUCUCUUUUAAAGACGCGGCGACCGCCACCCUCCCUCGCCUUGUCUGUUCUUUCACCUCUCGUCGCCCGCCCGCCUCCCCUCUCAUCUCGUCCCACCUCCCCUCUCCAAUUCCCUGCUCGCCGCGGCGUGCGUCCCGCGCCGUCGAUUUGCGUUUCCAUUAUGGUAUCUCUAUCUCGUCGGAUCGCGUAGGGCAACAACAGCAACAGCCGCACGUACGGCUAGGAUACGCUUUCCAACCCCCGAAUUCGUCGCGGCUUCUCGGCUCCUCCCUCCUCGGGGGCGGCGGGCCUUCCUCCCUGACAGGUGUUGGCUCCGGCGGUUUCUGCUGGUCGCAGAGGCUCAGGAGGCGGCUCGCGGCUGUUUCCUCCUGACUCGGCUUGAAGAAGACGCGCCAUGGAGGCGAAGCAGCGGGCGCGCCACGGCGAGGAGAGGAGGCCGUCGGCGGCGGCCGAUGGCGAGGAGUACGACCCGUGGACGGCGUGGCUCUACAAGCCGCACACCAUCUCGGUGCUCCUCGUCGGCGCCUGCCUUCUCAUCUGGGCAAGUGGAGCACUUGAUCCUGAAGGCGCUGCUGCUCACAGUAGCGUGACAUCAAUCAAGAGGGGUGUCUGGGCUAUGAUUGCAGUCUUCCUUGCCUACUGCACACUUCAAGCACCUUCAACGAUACUUAUUAGGCCCCAUCCUGCUGUCUGGCGCCUAGUGCAUGGACUGGCUAUCGUUUACCUCGUUGCUCUUACCUUUCUUCUUUUCCAGAAUCGUGACGAUGCUCGCCAGUUCAUGAAACAACUUCACCCUGAUCUUGGAGUCGAAUUGCCGGAGAGAUCUUAUGGAGCUGAUUGCCGUCUGUAUGUUCCAGAAAACCCUAAAAACAAGUUCAUAAAUAUUUAUGAGACAUUGUUUGAUGAAUUUGUUGUUGCCCAUAUCCUUGGGUGGUGGGGCAAAGCUGUAAUGAUACGGAAUCAACUUCUCCUUUGGGUCUUGUCGAUUGGCUUUGAGCUUAUGGAGCUAACGUUCAGACAUAUGUUGCCAAACUUUAAUGAGUGCUGGUGGGAUAGCAUUAUUUUGGAUAUCUUGAUCUGCAAUUGGUUUGGAAUGCACACAGUCCGUUACUUUGAUGGCAAAACAUAUGAAUGGGUUGGACUGAGCCGCCAGCCAAGCAUCAUGGGUAAGGUGAAAAGAUCACUAAGUCAGUUCACCCCUGCACAAUGGGAUAAGGAUCAGUGGUAUCCUUUCAUGGGACCACUGCGAUUCAUCCAAGUGCUAUUCCUCUGCGUCGUCUUCAUGACUGUGGAGCUUAACACGUUCUUUCUCAAAUUUUGUCUAUGGAUUCCUCCAAGGAAUCCCUUGGUCGUGUACAGAUUGAUCCUCUGGUGGUUGAUUGCCAUCCCAACCAUCCGCGAGUAUAACUCCUACUUACAAGACAGCAAACCAGUGAAGAAGGUUGGAGCCUUUUGUUGGCUUUCUCUGGCUAUUUGCAUAGUGGAGUUGCUUAUCUGCAUGAAGUUUGGGCAUGGGCUAUUUCAUGACCCAAUGCCUUCCUGGUUGAUCAUCUUUUGGAGCUCAGUGGGGAUUGCGCUUGUGAUUUUCUUGCUUGCAUGGUCAUGGAGGAAUCACCAAAAAUUUCGGAGAAAGCAGCUAUGAUAGAUAUGAUAUAUUGCAGUAAUUUAUCUCGGACACUUUCAAACUUGCUUCUUCUUCUUUGGAUACAGGCGCUGUACAUAUGUGUAUGUGAUGGAACUAGAUGUUUGGAUCCAUGGACUAAUUUUUAGUUUGGAUCA
Molecule: messenger RNA, 2054 nt
Organism: Setaria italica (foxtail millet)
Lineage: Eukaryota; Viridiplantae; Streptophyta; Magnoliopsida; Poales; Poaceae
Product: CDP-diacylglycerol--serine O-phosphatidyltransferase 2
Exons: 13
Coding region: 670-1917 (415 amino acids)
Biological process (GO): phosphatidylserine biosynthetic process
Molecular function (GO): L-serine-phosphatidylethanolamine phosphatidyltransferase activity
Source: RefSeq, a predicted model, not a curated record